AUGUCACAGUAUGACGCUGUUUCGAGAUACCAUUGCCAAGAGGGAUCGUCAAUGACCGUGUACACUAUGUUCAGGGCCCAAGUGCCGAUACCAGACACCACAGGGCUAUGUUAUGGGGAAUACCAGUCGCAGAAACCAAUUAGAGUAAUCAAAUCAAAGCCAGUAGUUGUAGAGUUCGAUACGUCAAUCGAUUUGGCUUGGCUGCUUCCAGCCCAAGACUCGAUUGAAGUGCUCAAUCUGAGGCAAGCAGACGUAAUCUCGCUACACUUGUUGCCUCGCUUCAAGCACUUGAAAGUAUUGUAUUUGUGGAACACAGACCAUGAAGAAAUAUCAGUUCCCGAGAGUUUGGAAAUUCUGAAAACCUGGGACAUUCGAAAGGUGAUCAAUUUCAUUUCACUCAAGAAUCUGGAGAUACUUGUCGCCUACGGUAUAACGUCACGAAUUGCCGACAUCCCAGGUGGAAAUCCCUUGGAAGUAUUCGACGUGGAAAAGUAUGGUUCAGAACACAGGUCAAGAGUAGAAUCUAUCGACUGGAUUGUAGCUGAAAAAUACAACAUGCCUGUGACCAUGUACGACGGCGCUUGA
This is a messenger RNA of Sphaeroforma arctica JP610, 585 nucleotides long. RefSeq lists its product as hypothetical. The record is from RefSeq and is a predicted model, not a curated record. Lineage: Eukaryota; Ichthyosporea; Ichthyophonida. The transcript has a single exon. Bases 1 to 585 code for a protein of 194 amino acids.